CUUCCCCACGCGAGCGAGUCUCCAAAAUGCCUCGCGGCUCCGCGACCAGCUACGGCCAGGUCAUCGAGUACAUCCAAGACCGUCUCUACCUGGCCUCGUACACGUAUGCGCCCGACGCCUCGACGCCGUUUCCCUACCCCAAGCAGAGCCAGUCGCCCUCGAAGCGCUCCUCGCGCGCACAUGGCGGGCCCACUGCUACCCCCAAGCCGCAGCCGCCCGUGUACUUUAGCAUCGACAAGACGCUGCUGUACAACGCCUUCCACGGCGACUUUGGCCCUCUCCACAUCGGCCACCUGUACCGCUUCGCCGUGCAGCUACAUGAGGUCCUCGGCGACCCUGCCAACGAGGACCGUGCCGUCGUCUUCUGGAGCAACGCCGACUCGCGGAGCCGCGCAAACGCUGCUUGUAUUCUGGCAUGCUACAUGGUGCUCAUCCAGUCAUGGCCGCCUCACCUGGCCCUGGCGCCCAUCGCCCAGAUGGACCCCCCUUGCAUGCCCUUCCGCGACGCCGGCUACAGCCAGGCCGACUAUGUGCUCAACAUCCAGGACGUCAUCUACGGUGUGUGGAAGGCAAAGGAAGAAGGCCUAUGCGGACUCAAGGACUUCAGCCUCGAGGAGUACGAAAAGUACGAGCGCGUAGACAUGGGCGACUUCAACUGGAUCACCCCCGACUUCCUCGCCUUUGCCUCGCCCCAGCAACAACCCACACACGAGAUCCCUACUUCUUCGCCAAUGUAUGCGACACUUCCUUCCAACAUUGCCGAGAUUCAGCGAUCGGGCCUCCCCAGCCCCUUCAAGAACGUCCUGUCGCAUUUCUGCGCGCGUAACGUCGGCCUCGUCGUACGGUUAAACUCGGAGCUGUACUCGUCCUCGUACUUCACCAAGCUGGGCAUCCAGCACCUCAACAUGAUCUUCGACGACGGAACCUGCCCACCCCUGUCGCUUGUCCGCAAAUUCGUCAACCUUGCGCACGAGAUGAUCACAGUACAGAAGCGAGGCAUUGCUGUGCACUGCAAGGCUGGUCUGGGGCGAACUGGUUGCUUGAUUGGAGCAUAUCUCAUCUACAAGCACGGCUUCACAGCCAACGAGAUUAUUGCCUACAUGCGUUUCAUGCGCCCGGGAAUGGUUGUCGGGCCCCAGCAGCACUGGCUUCACUUGAACCAGGGCACUUUCCGCGAGUGGUGGUACGAGGACACGAUCAAGGCCAAGUACGCCCAGAUGAUUCCUUCGACGCCCACAAAGUCAUCGCACAAGCAACGGCUUGCUAGCAACGGCCAGACCUUUACGCCUCCCAACGGCUCGCAGAAACGCGCCGCACUUGGUGAGAUUGAGUCCAACGAGCGAAGCAAUUCGGGACACAUUGGUGUACUAGACGACAACCUGCCUGCGCCGACGCCAGGCCAGCCGCGAAAGACUAGCAAGCUUUACGGCAACGGCUCGCGAUCGCCACAGCGCAUCGACGAGAACGAGCCAUUUACCAAAUCGCAUACCGAGGUCAGGGCAGACAUCACACGCUUCGACGGCGAGUCAGACGAGGAAUUCCAUCUCCGCCAGAUAGCGCGGCGAACAUCUUCACGCUCACCUGCGCGGUCACCGACUCUGAAGGACAAGCAGCGCCGCGCUUUCAGCACCACGUCUGUCAUUCAGACUUCGGUAACACAUACCUCGUUUGGCUACGGCGAGGAGAGUGAUCUUGAGAACACUGCGCCAACAAGCGCGCGGCCCAAGACACCAAAGGAGAAGAACGGCAACGGCAGCAUCAGCAUGGCCAAGGUCCGUUCGAGCCCGUCACGCCGGAGCACAGAUGGCAAGGCGGGUGUGCGAAAAACCAGUGGUCGUGUUGGCAGCGUGGGCAAUGCCAUUACACGAACCAAGUCAUGAGCAACGUUUCCGGAUUUGACUUUGAGUCUCCAUCUUCAUUCCACGGAGUUCUAGCAAGGCGCCUUGGGACACAACAUUCACGAUUGUGGUCGCUUCAUUUCCGUCCAAGUCACUUCGUCCUCGUCGAUCAGCAUGCCAGCGGGCUUGGUGCUAUAAUAUCGUUUGUGGGGUUGGCGUUUUGGAUUGCAAACGUGCAUAUUGGUGUUGGGAUAUCUUUAUUUGACACGUACCGGGUGGCGCAUGGGGUGUCAAUGUUUUCUUUAUUUUUCUAUCGUCUCGUCGCUGGCCACGGUCCCGGCAUUGCUUUACUAUAGUCUUGUCCCUUUUCGCGGUAAUCCAGCUGCGGAUCUGUUCAUGACGUGUAUGAGUUAAUGAUGAGCGUAAUUUCAGUCUUCC
Exserohilum turcica Et28A is the source of this 2276-nucleotide messenger RNA. RefSeq lists its product as uncharacterized. Gene Ontology annotation, biological process: positive regulation of cytokinesis; regulation of exit from mitosis; protein dephosphorylation. NCBI's taxonomy places the organism in Eukaryota, Fungi, Ascomycota, Dothideomycetes, Pleosporales, Pleosporaceae. The coding region runs from base 27 to 1880 and encodes 617 amino acids. The transcript has 4 exons. Gene Ontology annotation, cellular component: centrosome; mitotic spindle midzone; spindle pole. Gene Ontology annotation, molecular function: protein serine/threonine phosphatase activity; protein tyrosine/serine/threonine phosphatase activity. The record is from RefSeq and is a predicted model, not a curated record.